Molecule: messenger RNA, 1020 nt
Organism: Mycena indigotica
Lineage: Eukaryota; Fungi; Basidiomycota; Agaricomycetes; Agaricales; Mycenaceae
Product: Terpene cyclase
Exons: 6
Coding region: 1-1020 (339 amino acids)
Source: RefSeq, a predicted model, not a curated record
AUGUCUGCCGGAGACAUCAUCGUCAUUCCCGACACUCUUCGCUCCUGGCCAUGGCCGCGCGACAUAAACCCCUCGUACGAUGUGUGCAAGAAGGAGUCGGCAGCAUGGUGUGAAGCGUUCAAGGCAUUUGGUCCAAAGGCGCAGGAUAGCUUCAAUCGGUGUGAUUUCACAUCGCUAGCUUUUCCUUUGUUAAAUCGCGAGGGCUGCCGAAUUGGCUGCGACCUCAUGAACCUUUUCUUUGUGAUUGAUGAGCACACCGACGUCGCAGCGACAGCUGUGGUCAGGCAGCAAGCUGACAUGAUCAUGGACGCCAUUCGUCAUCCAAACCGACCUCGUCCUGUUGGAGAAUGGAUUGGGGGCGAGAUUGCCAGAUGCUUCUGGUCCAACGCUACUCGGACGGCUACACCAACGGCACAACGGCGCUUUGUCGAGGCUUUUCAGCAGUAUAUGGAUGGAGUAGUCCAGCAGGCGGAUGACCGAAAUUCGAGCAGAAUUCGAGAUGUCGACAGUUAUUUCAAAGUACGAAGAGAAACCAUCGGGGCGAAACCUUCUUUCGCCGUGAACGAAAUCCACCUGAAUAUCCCUGAUGAAGUCAUGGCAGACCCAAUAGUUGUGAAACUCACCGAUCUUUCUAUCGAUGCACUUAUCAUCGGGAACGACCUGUGUUCCUACAAUGUGGAACAAGCGCGCGGAGACGACGGCCACAAUCUCGUCACCAUUGUGAUGCACCAGUACGGGCUCGACGUGCAACAAGCCAUGAGCUGGAUUGGCGACCUUCAUGACCAGAUCGUCGAUGAAUUCCUCCAUACAUGGCACGACCUGCCGAGAUUCGAUACCUCGCCUGAUUUGGAGCAUGAUUUUCGUCUUUACGUCGAUGGAUUAGGGAACUGGGUGCGCGCGAACGAUUCCUGGAGUUUCGAGAGCGAGAGAUACUUUGGCAAGAAGGGACGCGAGGUGCAGGACACGAGGAAAACGGUCUUGCUCCCGAGAAAGAGAGAUUUGGAGCCACUGGGAGUUUAG